CCGCGCCGCGUUGUUGACAGGUGUCACCAAAAUGUCACACGUCACGAGUGUUUUCUAAAAUAUGUAUGAAAUUUGAUUUAAAAUCCAACAAAGCGGCAGUCGGAGUGGGUGAACGUGACGGUGAACAUGGAAUUUAAAAUUCUGACUCUAAACUGCUGGGGGCUCGCCGUUGUCUCCCGCAACCGCAGCCAGCGCAUGCAAGCAAUCGCAGAGAUGUUAGCAACUAGCCACUAUGACGUGGUGUGUCUGCAAGAAAUUUGGCUCAAUUCUGACUACGAACUAAUCAAGCACAAAGUCUCAGGAGUCUUGCCUUAUUCCCACUACUUCUACAGCGGAGUCACGGGUUCCGGCGUCUGCAUACUAUCGCGCUAUCCAAUGGAAGAAGUGUUCUUUCACCAGUGGCCAGUCAAUGGGUACAUUCAUAAAAUCCACCACGGCGACUGGUUUGGCGGAAAAGGUGUGGGGUUGUGCCGGUUGAAAGUCAACAAUUAUUGCGUAAACGUCUACUCAGCGCACUUGCAUGCAGAGUAUGACCGCAAAUGUGAUGAAUAUCAAGCUCAUCGAGUGCUUCAAUCAUUUGACACUGCUCAAUUUAUUCAAAUGACGUCGGGAGGGGCGGAUUUGGUUGUUUUAGCAGGGGAUUUGAACACAGAGCCUGGGGAUUUAGCAUACCGGCUUAUGCUAUCAGUGCCUGGGUUGGUGGAUGCGUUUAAUGAAGCUGGUGAAACAGCGCUUGAUAUUGUAGCCACCAAUGAAAGUUUGACUAAUUCUUAUACGCCGCCUUCUUUAGUAAAAAAAAAUAUUCCGGGGAAGAGGAUUGACUACAUUAUGUAUCAUCCAGGCUCAAAUUUACAAAUUGAUUUGAAGAGUUACAGUUUGCCUUUACCAGAUAGAGUUCCAGGGUGUGAUUAUAGCUACUCAGACCAUGAAGCAGUCGCUGCCACGUUAGUUAUAAGCAAAAACGACGUUUUGGCGGCUAAGGAAGAUCUCCAGAUGAAGAAAACUGUGUUGGAGGAGAGCAUCCAGAUUUGUGAUGAAGCACUCAAGAGUUUGGGCCACAACAAAUAUUUGUAUUGGUUUUUUACUUUUGUUUUGUUGGUUUUAUUGGUCACCACGUUGGCUACCAACUCGCCGUUUGGGUUGAACUUUGUAUACCACAUUUUGAAAGUUGUAAUUACCGUUUUUAUGUUCUAUACACUGAUAAUGGCAACUAUUUGGAACAAAAUCGAAAAACACGCUGUGAUUGCUGGAAAGUUAGCAAUGAGCACUGCUUUAAGGAAACUGAAAACCAAAGAUUCGUAAACGGGCUAUUCAUUCCAUUUAAAAGUAUUAAUAGUGUAAGGGCCAAAAAACAAUAUCUAAAUUUAUGCUCAAUGUUAACUAUAUUUGUACUUAUUUAUUAUUAACGACACAAGACCAAUCAAUAUUUGCUCAUGAUUUUAUUUCCAUUGUAACUAUUUUUAUACUGACGCUUUAUUGAUGCUUCGCUGAAGACAGCUUUAUACAAAUUUAUUUGCCGACUUGCUUUAUUGUUCAUAUCAUAACAUCUGUGAUAAAAAUAAUAAUUUUCUUUAUUGUAAUAGUUCAUAAAUAAAAUAUUUAUACACGC
This is a messenger RNA of Zophobas morio, 1609 nucleotides long. Its product is annotated as putative neutral sphingomyelinase. NCBI's taxonomy places the organism in Eukaryota, Metazoa, Arthropoda, Insecta, Coleoptera, Tenebrionidae. Bases 127 to 1302 code for a protein of 391 amino acids. The transcript is spliced from 4 exons. Gene Ontology annotation, molecular function: sphingomyelin phosphodiesterase activity. The record is from RefSeq and is a predicted model, not a curated record.